AUGAAAUAAAUCGAUAAAUACCAUUAUAAUCCUGAAGACAUCCUUGGAAUGGGUUCUACAGGAAAAGUAAUGAAAUUUAUUCUAAAGAUAGGUUGUUAAAGCUAUUGAUUCUAAGAAUAACAAAUAUGCAUUAAGAAUAAUAAAAAAAAGUAGUAUAACAGACGAUGAAGAUUAAUAAUAAGCAUUGUUAGAUGAAAUCAGAUUAAUGCAAAAAUUAAAUCAUGAAAGAAUAGUUAAAUUAGUUGAAGUGAUAUAAACAGACAAUAAUUACUAUGUAGUGAUGGAACUUUGUGAAUAAGAUUUACAAACUUAUUUGUAAAAAGUUCAUAAAUUACCUGAAUCUGAAUGUCUUAAGUUAUUGGUUGAUAUACUGAAAGGGUUCACUGAGUUGAUAAGUCAUGGGAUAAUUCAUAGAGGAUUAAAAUUGACAAAUAUUUUAUUAACAAAAGAUAAAGAUUUUAAAUUAUCAGGUAAAUAUAAUAAAUGUAUUUGAAGAUUGUGGUUUAACAAAGUGUUUGGAAAUGAAAAAGGAUUAAUCUCGUAAAGAUGAAAUUUUUAAAUUCCAUUCUCCUUAGGUUUUGUCAAAUAGUAAAUAUACAAGCAAAUGUGAUAUAUGGUCAAUAGGGAUGAUAUUAUAUAACGUAUUAUAUGGUUAUACACCUUGGAGUGGUAGUAGGAUAGAAUAAUUAUUAAAUAAUAUUGAGCAUAAAUUUUUAGAUUUCCCUAAAGAAUAAACAUCAGUCAGUGAAAAUAUGAUAUCGUUUAUAGAAGGAUGUUUGCAAACUGAUGAGACAGAUAGAAUGAAUUGGGAUGAUGUAUAUAAGCAUAAAUUGGUUAAAGAUUAUUUUAAGGAUUAUUAAACACAUAUCAAAGAAGAACAUAUUAAAUUCUUGAUGAAUGAAUUGAGAUAGAAAAUAAUAAAACAAAAUUUGAAUAUUUGUUCUUUGUUUGAACAAUUUGAUGAAAAUGAUGAUAAGACAUUACAAUUUUCAGAAUUAAUUUAAUUAUUACAUACAAUAGAUUCAACUCUCAGUCGUUAAGAUUGUUAAGUUAUAUUUAAAAAAUUGGAUUUAGAUGGAGAUUAAUCAGUAUCUUUAGAUGAAUUUGAAAAAUGGAUCACAAAUAAUAAUACAAAGAUGGCAAUAUUAUCUAAAGUUAAGGGUCGUAAGAAUUAGCGAAAUUAAAGUAACAAAUAGAUACCAUCAUUAAAAAAUAUUUAAAAUUAUCCUGGAAAAUAAAAAGAACUGGAUCCUCGUAGUUUUUAAAAUAAUUAAUAUCCAACUUUAAUUUAAUCAUAAUCAACACCUCAAAUUGGUUAUAUGCCAAUUUAAACAUAAAUAUUUGAUCCUGAGAAAGCAAUUACAAGAUUACAAUAAACAAUUAAUAAAUAUAAUAUCAAUGUUCAUGAUUUAUUUUCAAGAUUCGAUUAAGAUUUUGAUGGUCUUCUCAAUUUUUAGGAAUUUGCAUAAUUGUUUAUGUAAUUAAAAUAUAAAAAAUAAUUUUAGAAAGGUUUAAAGAAAUGCAUAGCUUCAGGAAUUAUAAACAAUUUUUAAGAUAUUUGACCUAAAUGAUGAUAAUUUUAUCUCAUUUAUAGAAUUUAGAUAAAUAUUAAAUUUAUAUUAGGAGAAGAUUUAAAAAUUAGAAAAUAGAUUUGUGAAUAGUGUGUUUCCUCAAACUCAAUAAUAUAUUUAAUAAAAUUAAUAUUAAUAAAUGAACACAAUGCCUUAUCAAUAAUAAUAAACAAGAAACUAAAUAUAUCCAGAUAUGCUAUGA
This is a messenger RNA of Paramecium sonneborni, 1773 nucleotides long. The record is from the annotation of a GenBank genome assembly. NCBI's taxonomy places the organism in Eukaryota, Ciliophora, Oligohymenophorea, Peniculida, Parameciidae.